Molecule: messenger RNA, 1501 nt
Organism: Aphanomyces invadans
Lineage: Eukaryota; Oomycota; Saprolegniomycetes; Saprolegniales; Verrucalvaceae
Exons: 2
Coding region: 52-1422 (456 amino acids)
Source: RefSeq, a predicted model, not a curated record
CGAAGUGAAAUUGAUUGGAGUUUGGUGAACCGUGCGUGAUAUUGCAUUCGGAUGGGCUGCUGCUUCUCCAAGGAAGACGAAGGCGGGUUCGAAGCCAAGGAGCGCCUCCUCCCCAAGGGAGCCAAAGAAGUGAGAGCCCGUGAGGCACCCAAGGCACGGUCGAUCCCCGCGCCGUAUGAGGCCCCUCAACUCCCCAAGACAGUCCAGUCCCCUUCCCCCGAAAAGGAACAACAAGUUGCCAAUUCUGUUGAAGCUGCUGCCAAGGUGCCAACGCCUGCCGCCGCCGCGGUUACGAAGGAAGUGGUUGAAGUCGCUGCUAUUGUGACUGCGGCUGCCCCUACUGGCGUCGCAACAGUUGCCGCCCCUGUCGUCGCUGCAGUCGUCGACGAAGUCAGCCCUGCUUCGCGAAAAGCCACCGCUGAAGCUGCGGUCCUCUCGCCCAAAAAGCCAGCUUCGCGCAAGUCCUCUGCGGACAAUACGGCAUCACCCAAGGCUUCUGCCUCGCCCAAGAAACCACGAAAAAUGUCCUUGGUUGAAGUGCCUGAACCUGCACCCGUCGCUUCUCCUGUCAUCGAAGAGGUCGAAGCUCCCGUCUUCGUGGCUGCUUCACCCAAGAAACCAGUGUCGCGCAAGUCUUCGGUCGACCCUCCAUCCGUCACGUCGUCACCAAAAAAGCCCUCGUCUCGUAAAUCUUCUGCAGGCUCGGCUGAACCCAGCGAGUACGUCGUAGUUGAGGCCCCAGUCGAGUCACCAAGGAAGGCGUCAUCUCGAAAGGCGUCGAUGGAAGUUGCCGUUGAAUCGCCCAAGCAUCCCGUGUCUCGCAAAACGUCGUUAGUCGAAGUGGCUGAACCUGCACCAGUGGAAGAUGCCGCAGUUGCCGAACCCGAGCCCGUGGAAGCUGCUGAAAUCGCAGAAGUUGACGAACCCGCGCCCGUGGAAGACGCUGCUGAAGCCGAGCCCGUGGAAGUUGCUGAAGAUGCUGCUGAAGCCGAACCCGUGGAAGAUGCUGCAGUUGCUGAAGCUGAGGCCGUGGAAGAUGUUGAUGUUGCUGCUGAAGCUGAGCCCGCGGAAGAGGCUGCAGUUUCUGAAGCCGAGCCCGCGGAAAAUGCUGAAGUUGCUGAAGCCGAGCCCGUGGAAGAUGAAGUUGAAGAACUCGCCCCCGUAGAAGUUGCUGAAGAUGCUGCUGAAGCCGAGCGUGUUGAAGUUGUCGAAGGUGUUGAAGCCGAGCCCGUGGAAGUUGCUGAAGUUGAUGAACCCGUCGUCGAAGAACCUGUUGUAGCUGCACCUGCACCCGCCGUCGAAGCGAUCAAGGACGAAGCUGCGGAAGCAGGUGAUUCCGGCAAGGAUGACGACGAAGGUCCUACCGACGCUCCCAAGUCCAAAAAGAAGAAGAAGAAGGGUAAGAAGAAUCGCGGCAACUAAGCGGCAACAACGAUAGUUUUAACCGCAUUUUUAACAUCACCAUCAACAACGAACGCUUGAAGCGUUGUGCUUAUCCAUG